Molecule: messenger RNA, 801 nt
Organism: Exserohilum turcica Et28A
Lineage: Eukaryota; Fungi; Ascomycota; Dothideomycetes; Pleosporales; Pleosporaceae
Exons: 1
Coding region: 1-801 (266 amino acids)
Source: RefSeq, a predicted model, not a curated record
AUGCAAUUCCGUUUCCUGGACCUUCCGGCUGAACUGAGACUGAUGGUGUACGCUUGCCUACCAAUCACGACAAAGCAUGCGGUUUUCGACAAUCCAAUCUUCAAGAGAAACAGGCGGUCGACGAUUCGGCUCGUCGUCAAAACCAUGCCGGUACAGAUCCUGAGGACCUGUCGACAAAUCUACCAAGAGGCACACGUACCUCUGACUCAACGCCUCGCAAGCUGCCAACGUCUACAAAUCAUUGUCGACUCACGCAGCAUUUAUGCCUUUACCUGGAUAUCAUCGCCGGGCCCCUUUCGGAUCUCAGGAGGAGGUCUGUUUUCGCUGAUGAUGAGGGCAGAGAUUCAAGUGGCAGGGCCUGGCCGAGAUGCAGAACCUCGUGUUAUGCUGGCAGGCCGUCCGCUAUCUUCAGCAAUCACCUGCCUCCCCUCAGCCAUCUUCAAUGACAGGAUCACUCGGUUCCUCGUCGCGUGCUAUGGGCAUCUACAGCACCGCCGUACUGGAUGCACACCAGAGAUUGCUAUCAAGCUGGACCGUGAGGUGUGUCCCUCCAUGGAGCCCAUUGGGUUCCACGCGGGGCUAUUUGCGGAAACACAGCGUACGGAUCAAACAUAUCGCACCUAUUUUCGAAGGGACAGGGAGAAGGAGGACGACGACGAUGGCACGGAGACAAGGUACGGCUUGCUCCUGGAUGCCUGGAAUGAUGUCUUGCGUGACCAAGGCUGUGAUGACGCGAGGGAGCUUGAUGACGACGAGUGGGAAAGGGAUUGGGAAGAGGGCGAUUUCUAUGGGGUUUGUUAG